Messenger RNA from Cylindrotheca closterium, 1356 nucleotides. NCBI's taxonomy places the organism in Eukaryota, Bacillariophyta, Bacillariophyceae, Bacillariales, Bacillariaceae. The record is from the annotation of a GenBank genome assembly.
AUGGCUGAACAACGACGACGCACGGUAACCACCUCGUCCACCGACAAUCACAACAACAACAACAACAACAACAACAACAACAACAACAGCACCUCCAAUGGCGUGGAUGUCUUGAGUGGCAAUUCCACAACCUCCCUAAACAAUAUUCGGCAACAACGGCGGCGACGCACCAACAACCGCAACAAAAAGUAUUCCUGGGGCCAGCCAAAGUUGGGUUUGUGGGGUUCUCGCAUCUUGCUAUUGGUGGUGGCUGCCAUGUAUUCGACCAACUUUGCCAGUGUCAAGUACCUUGAAACGCGUUGCGCCCAUCCUCCCUGCGAACACGAUCCUUCCGAAACUAGCUUUGCCCGAUUCUUGCUCUCCGCAAUCGUCUGUUUGCCCAUCUUGUAUUCUAACAGACAGCAUUGGGGAUUGAUUCAAGCGGGUGUGGAAAUUGGAUUCUGGUACACUGUGAAUUAUGUCACCCAGGCAGAAGCUUUGGAGUAUAUUCCUGCCAGUAAGUGCGCCUUUAUUUCGGCCUUGGAAGUGGUAUCGGUGCCCGUUCUUGCCAGAGUCUUUCAGGGCCGAAAGAUGGAACGCAUCAGCAUCAUUAGUGCCUUCAUUGCACUGUUUGGAGUUGCCAUUCUGGAAAAUUUGCUCCCCUUGGGAUCCUUCACGCCUCCUCCUCCAGUGAUGACUGGCGAAGCAGCCACCAAGACCUUCAUGGGCAUUGGAAUUGGUGACAUUUUGGCAUUGGGUCAACCACUGGGAUUUGGAUAUGCGGUCAUGCGCGUAGAGCAUUACAUGGACAAAUUUCAAGACAUUCCCAAUCGUGUCUUGACCUUGACGGCCGCCCAAUGCGUCACAGUUUGUUUCUUGACCUUUAUUUGGAUUCUCGUGGAUUGCGAUGGCAGGGUUCCCGACAUGACGUACAUGUUCGAAACUCACUAUUUAAUCGCGCUCUGUUGGACGGGCAUCGUCACUACGGUUGGUGCCUGUGUCUUGCAAGGAAUUGCCUUGCAAAAAGCCUCGGCUACCGAUGCGGCUCUUAUUUUCAGUUCCGAACCCAUAUGGGGAUCUCUCUUUGCUGGAUGGCUGCUCAAUGAACGAAUGAACGCUACCACUUAUUUUGGUGGUUUCUUCAUUAUCUGUGGUUGUUUCUUGGGGAGCAUGGCAGGAGGUCACCACGAAUCUCCCAAUCAUCCAUCGAUGAUGACCAAUGGUACAAAUGGUAACCGAAAAUAUCAGGGCCGGCUGAAAUCAAAACGAUCCGACGUCUCCAUGUCGGGGAGUGAAGAUUCUCUGCUGCCGACACGGGUCAACAAUGACAAUGACAGCAACAACAGUGAUGACUACGCCUUUGGAAGAACGCGGUAG